AUGUGUUGUCAGAAUAAUCUAUCUAUCUAUCUAUCUAUCUAUCUAUCUAUCUAUCUAUCUAUCUAUCUAUCUAUGUUUGUUCAUAGGCUCUCUAGCUGUCAAUCAAUCUAUGUAUCUCAGUCCGAUAAUAGUCUAUCUAUCUAUCUAUCUAUCUAUCUAUCUAUCUAUCUAUCUAUCUAUCUAUCUAUCUAUCUCUUUCAUUACUUCUAUCUAUCUAUCUAUCUAUCUAUCUAUCUAUCUAUCUAUCUAUCUAUCUAUCUAUCUAUGUUCAUAGGCUCUGUAGCUGUCAAUCAAUCUAUGUAUCUCAGUCCGAUAAUAGCCUAUCUCAUCUAUCUAUCUAUCAUCUAUCUAUCUAUCUAUCUAUCUAUCUAUCUAUCUAUAUCUAUGUUCAUAGGCUCUCCUAUCUAUCUAUCUAUCUAUCUAUCUAUCUAUCUAUCUAUCUAUCUAUCUAUCUAUCUAUCUAUCUAUCUAUCUAUGUUCAUAGGCUCUGUAGCUGUCAAUCAAUCUAUGUAUCUCAGUCCGAUAAUAGCCAUAUCUAUCUAUCUAUCUAUCUAUCUAUCUAUCUAUCUAUCUAUCUAUCUAUCUAUCUAUGUUCAUAGGCUCUGUAGCUGUCAAUCAAUCUAUGUAUCUCAGUCCGAUAAUAGCCUAUCUAUCUAUCUAUCUAUCUAUCUAUCUAUCUAUCUAUCUAUCUAUCUAUCUAUCUAUCUAUCUAUGUUCAUAGGCUCUCCUAUCUAUCUAUCUAUCUAUCUAUCUAUCUAUCUAUCUAUCUAUCUAUCUAUCUCAGUCAAUUCACUAUCUCCUUUUUCUUUCUAUCUAUCGAUUCAUGAUCUCACUCUUUCUCUAUAUCUAUCUAUCUAUCUAUCUAUCUAUCUAUCUAUCUAUCUAUCUAUCUAUCUAUCUAUCUAUCUCAGUCUUUUCAUAGCCUCUCUAUCUAUCUAUCAAGGAGACAUUCAUAAAAAUAAUUAUAGCCCACAACAUGGCCUUGUCCUUUCCCUUUUAACGUUUUUUUUUUCAUUUUUAUUCUCUGUUUUAUUUUAUCCUUCCUUUUUUCUUUGCUUUCUUCUUUUUAAAUUGAUUUUUUUGUUUCUUAUCCUUUAUUCGUAUUCUAUUUGUCUUCUUCUUCUUCUUCUUCUUCUUCUUCUUCUCGGCUUUCUUUUUAAUUCAUUUUUCUAUCUUUUCAGCUUUCACUUAUUCUCUUUUCUUCCUCGUUUUUUUUUCUAUUUAAUUUCUUCCUCUUCUCUUUCAUCCUUCCGACCUAUUCUUUUCUUAUUAGCUAACGUAUUCUUUCUUUCUUCAAAUUCUUCGUAUUCCUGUUUGAUUUGCUUCUCUUUGCAAUCAUAUUCUCCUUUUUCCAUUCCCAAUUGCAGACUUUGGUUCUCUCGUCGAAUUAACAGGAGAUAA
Molecule: messenger RNA, 1401 nt
Organism: Acanthosepion pharaonis
Lineage: Eukaryota; Metazoa; Mollusca; Cephalopoda; Sepiida; Sepiidae
Source: the annotation of a GenBank genome assembly